Messenger RNA from Zophobas morio, 1771 nucleotides. It is a transcript of the gene phtm, whose product is annotated as cytochrome P450 306a1. Bases 240 to 1706 code for a protein of 488 amino acids. The transcript has 6 exons. Lineage: Eukaryota; Metazoa; Arthropoda; Insecta; Coleoptera; Tenebrionidae. Gene Ontology annotation, cellular component: cytoplasm; intracellular membrane-bounded organelle. Gene Ontology annotation, molecular function: oxidoreductase activity, acting on paired donors, with incorporation or reduction of molecular oxygen, reduced flavin or flavoprotein as one donor, and incorporation of one atom of oxygen; heme binding; iron ion binding. Gene Ontology annotation, biological process: xenobiotic metabolic process. The record is from RefSeq and is a predicted model, not a curated record.
UAGCGCAGGGGCUGGUAGGUAGGUCAGACCAACGACCGAAACUCCAGUAUUGGGAACGGGUCGAUGAACCCCUAGUACCUAGUGGUCCUCAUCCUCCUCCAUCGUAUGACCGCAUUAUUUUCAUUGUUGGCAUUGUUUACUGUAUAAGCUCGAAAGGUUACCAGUUCCCUCCCGUGUAUGACUCGUUAAGGAUAUCAGUUUCAGAAAGCCAGCUGUAGGAUGUGAAGAAAACAAUAAAGAUGGAGACUUUUUGGAUUACCGCUUUAACGUGUUUCUUCAUCUGGAUAUCCUACAAGUGGUACGCGAACUCCAGGGUUCUGCCUCCAGGUCCUUGGAAUUUACCAAUAGUGGGUUACUUAACUUGGCUAAACCCUCAACUUCCUUAUAUCACCCUAACAGAACUAUCUCGCAAAUAUGGUCCUAUUUAUGGGAUAUAUCUCGGCAAUAUUUACACCGUGGUUAUUUCGGAUGUAAAAAUCAUUAAGAAGACCUUCAACAAAGACGCUACAUCUGGACGAGCGCCCUUAUAUUUGACGCAUGGGAUUAUGAAAGGUUUCGGACUAAUUUGUGCAGAAGGUGAAUUGUGGAAGGACCAACGCAAAUUUGUCCACAACACUUUAAGAGGACUAGGUGCCGCCAGAGUGGGCCACAACAGAACAAAUAUACAAAAUUUAAUUAUGCAUAAUGUUUCUGAUUUUGUGCAAUAUAUUAAAAGCCAAGGAAAGCAGGUGACGCUAGAUCCUUUAGAACCCCUUCGUCACAGUCUUGGAUCUGUUAUCAACCAACUGGUUUUUGGUAAGUCAUGGUCCCGUGACGAUAAAUUGUGGAAGUGGUUACAACAUCUCCAAGAAGAAGGAACAAAACACAUCGGAGUGGCAGGCCCAUUAAACUUUUUACCAUUUUUAAGAUUCUUACCAACAUUCAGCGAAACCAUAAAGUUCUUAAUUGAAGGAAAACAAAAAACUCACAAAAUCUACGAAAAACUUAUCUCUGAACAACAGUUUUUGGAAAAAACUCCCGAAAAUAACUUUAUUCAGGCGUUUCUUAAUGAACGCAGUAGACGUCAAGAUGACGACAAAGAAAAGUUUUACAACGACGAACAGUUUCAUCACUUAUUAGCGGAUAUUUUUGGCGCCAGUUUAGAUACUACAUUAGCAACACUAAGAUGGUACUUGUUAUAUCUAGCUGUAUAUCCGGAAGUACAAAACAAAAUUAGAAAACAUCUUACAGACAUAUUAGGGACCAACCUUCCAACACUCGAUGAUUUAUCAUCUUUACCGUACAUGGAGGCUUCUAUUGCGGAAGUUCAAAGAAUCAGAUCUGUCGUUCCUGUUGGUAUUCCUCACGGUACUUUAGAAGAAAUGAAUAUUGAGGGUUAUUCAAUUCCUAAAGGAACUAUGAUUGUUCCUUUACAAUGGGCCAUACAUAUGAAUCCAGACACGUGGAAGGAUCCACAAUGUUUUAAACCAGAACGGUUUAUAAAUGAAGAGGGCAAGUUCUUCAAACCGGAAGCUUUCAUUCCAUUUCAAGCAGGGAAAAGGAUGUGUGUCGGCGACGAAUUGGCCAGGAUGUUCAUGUUCCUGUAUGGUGCCACCCUUAUCCAGAAUUUUACGAUUUCUUGCGAGAAUAUCGAAACGGACUUGACUGGGGAAUGUGGAAUCACUCUAACACCAAAACAACAUGAAUUAAUUUUUUCGAGUUUGUAGAAUCAGCUUUGUUUGUAAACUGUAUAAGAAAUAAAAGACGUAGUUCAUAAUUUAAAGUAAAAAAA